Messenger RNA from Plasmodium gallinaceum, 2721 nucleotides. RefSeq names its product ATP-dependent RNA helicase DDX23, putative (gene DDX23). The coding region runs from base 1 to 2721 and encodes 906 amino acids. Gene Ontology annotation, cellular component: catalytic step 2 spliceosome. The transcript has a single exon. Gene Ontology annotation, molecular function: ATP binding; RNA helicase activity; RNA binding. The record is from RefSeq and is a predicted model, not a curated record. Gene Ontology annotation, biological process: mRNA splicing, via spliceosome. NCBI's taxonomy places the organism in Eukaryota, Apicomplexa, Aconoidasida, Haemosporida, Plasmodiidae.
AUGAAGGAAAGUAAUACAGAAAAAAAAAAUAUGCCUAUUAUUAACAACCCAUUCUUAAAUAUUAAAAAAGAUAACUUAGAUGAAAAGAAAGAAGUUAAUUUAUUAAAUGAAGAAACUGUUAAUAAUACAAGAAAAAAUGAUCAUAUAAAAGAAAAAAAAAAAAAAAAUGAACUUGAUGGAGUUAUGAAUAAUAUAGACAAAAAUAGUUCACAUGGAAUUUAUAAUAAAAAAUUAAAUGAAAAUGAAAUUGUGAAAGAUAAAAAAAAUACAGUUAAUAUAGACAAUUUUUCAUUCUCAUCUAGUGAUUCUAAGGAACAUUUAUAUAAGAGUUUACCUAAAAGUAAAGUAAAAAAUAUCAUUAAAAAAUAUAGUUCAUCAAGUUCAGAUGAGGAAGAUGAUGAUUUUAAUAAAAAUGAAUUUAAAAAAAAUACUAAAAGUAAGGAAAAUGAAAUGGACUAUAAAAAUAAUAAUACAAGUGAUGACUUAAGAAAUAUAAAAUAUCAAAGUAAAAAGAUGUUUGCUAAUAUUUCUAAUAAUGAUGAAAAAUUAAUAUUUUUGCCUAAAAAAGUAAGAGAAGAAAAUAGAAGAAAACUAGAAAAACAAAAUGAAAUAAUAAAUAAAAAUGAAGAAGUAAAUAAAAAAAAUUAUACAAAAGAGGAAAGUAGAAAAAAUAAAGAAGAAAAGACAGAUUAUAAUGAUAAGAAGAGGCAAAAAAGAAAAGAACUAAGUGAAGAUAAAAAGAGAAAAGAUAUAAUUGAUGAAAAAAAGAAAAUGAAAAAAAAUGAAGAAAAAUAUGAUUCGAAUUGUAAUACUAUUGAGGAAUAUAAAUCGUCUCAUGCAAAACCAGAAUCCUCCUUAGCAGAAUUAAAUAUGUUAAAUAUAAGUAAUAUAGAAAAGGAAAGCUUAAGAGAAAAAGAAAUUGAGAUUAUAAAGCAGCAAUAUUUAGGAUUAAAUAAGAAAAAGAAAAAAAUUCAGAAACCAUCUGAAAAAUUUAGAAAUAUUUUUAAUUUUGAAUGGGAUCAAUCAGAAGAUACUUCAAGAAAUGAUAAUAACCCAUUAUAUCAAAAUAGAUUAGAACCACAGUUAUUAUUCGGUAGAGGAUAUAUAGCAGGUAUAGAUGUAAGAGAGCAAAGAAAAAAAAAUAAUUUUUAUGAUAAAUUAGUUCAGAAUAGAAUAAAUUUAAACUUAAAAAAAAAUGUAGAAAAUAGUUUAAAAAAAGAUAAUUCAGGAAAUGUAACAAAUAAUCUUAACAAUAGUUCAUUGAGUAAAAAUAAAAGUGGAGAAUUUAUAUAUGAACCAAAAGUAAAUAACAUAAUUAAAGAUGUAUGCCACAAGCAUUGGAGUGAGAAGAAAAGAGAAGAAAUGACAGACAGAGAUUGGAGAAUAUUUAGAGAAGAUAAUGAAAUUUACAUCAAAGGUGGUAUAGUACCUCCUCCUAUAAGAACAUGGGAAGAAUCAAAUUUGUCUGUGGAUUUAUUAAAAGCAAUUAAAAAAGCAAAAUAUGAUAAACCUACUCCUAUUCAAAUGCAGGCCAUACCAAUUGCAUUAGAAAUGAGAGAUUUGAUAGGAAUAGCUGAAACAGGUUCAGGAAAAACAGCAGCAUUUGUUUUACCUAUGCUUUCAUACGUUAAGCAAUUACCUCCAUUAACAUAUGAAACAUCACAAGAUGGUCCAUAUGCUCUCAUUAUUGCACCAUCGAGAGAACUAGCUAUACAAAUAUAUGAAGAAACAAACAAGUUCGCAUCUUAUUGUUCUUGUAGAAUGGUUGCAAUUGUGGGAGGAAGAAAUGCAGAAUCUCAAGCUUUUGAAUUAAGAAGAGGUGUAGAAAUAAUUAUAGGAACCCCAGGAAGAAUACAAGAUUGUUUAGAAAAAGCAUAUACUGUUUUGAAUCAAUGUAAUUAUGUUAUAAUUGAUGAAGCAGACCGUAUGAUGGAUAUGGGAUUUGAAGAUACAGUUCAUUAUAUUCUUGAUAAAAUACCAACAAGUAAUUUAAAAUCAGAAGAUGAUGCUUUAGCAUUACAAGAAGAAAUGAUGGCAAAAGCUGGACAUCGUUUAUAUAGAUUAACUCAAAUGUUUUCAGCUACUAUGCCACCAUCUGUUGAAAGAUUAUCGAGAAAAUAUUUAAGAGCACCUGCAUAUAUUUCUAUUGGAGAUCCUGGUGCAGGAAAAAGAUCAAUUGAACAGAAGCUAGAAUUUAUCACAGAAGGAAAGAAAAAACAGAAGCUGCAAGAAUUAUUAGAAAUUCAUGAACCACCAAUUAUAGUGUUUGUUAAUCAAAAAAAAGUUGCUGAUAUUAUUGCAAAAUCUAUAAGUAAAAUGAAAUUUAGAGCUGUAUCAUUACAUGGUGGUAAACCACAAGAAAUAAGAGAGCAAACAUUAGCUGCAUUCAAAAACUCAGAAUUUGAUAUAUUAGUUGCAACAGAUGUUGCUGGAAGGGGUAUUGAUGUACAUGGAGUUAAGUUAGUUAUAAAUUUUGAUAUGCCAAAAGAUAUAGAAUCUUACACACAUAGAAUAGGUCGUACUGGAAGGGCAGGUAUGAAAGGAUUAGCUAUUUCAUUUUUAACUGAACAUGAUACACAUUUAUUUUAUGAUUUAAAACAAUUUAUGUUAUCAUCGAAUAAUUUAGUUCCAUUAGAAUUAUCAAAUCAUCCAGCAUCAAAAGUAAAACCAGGAACAAUUGUACAAACACCGAAAAAAAAUCAAAUUUUAUAUAAAAAUUAA